Molecule: messenger RNA, 1559 nt
Organism: Solanum tuberosum (potato)
Lineage: Eukaryota; Viridiplantae; Streptophyta; Magnoliopsida; Solanales; Solanaceae
Product: UV-B-induced protein At3g17800, chloroplastic
Exons: 2
Coding region: 177-1349 (390 amino acids)
Source: RefSeq, a predicted model, not a curated record
GUCACGAUCCUUAUCCUCUCUUCCACUUUGUUUGUCUUUUUCCUCCAUCUCUCCCACUUAUCUAUCAAUCAAUCAAUCAACCUCUUCACCAUCAUACAUAACCACCCUCCCUCUCUCUCUCUCUCUCUUUCUGUUCCCUAAUUUCUGAAAAGGGUUUCUAGCCAAUUGCUUGUUGAAUGGACUGUGGCCUCUCCUACACUAAAAUUUCUCUUCACCAAUCUUUACCUCUUACGGUGAAGCCUUGCCUAUCAUCAUCAACUUGUUUUGCUUUCAACAAUUCCUCCUUCGGCACUUCUGUUGGUUGUAGGAGAUCCUUGUUUGUAGUGGCUAGUGGUAGUAGUAGUAGUAAGUGUGAAUUUAGUGGCUUGAACGCGCCGUUAGAACCAGCAACGCCGGCUGGGAGGUUGUUGAGCACUGUGCUUCUGAAUGAUCGUAAGUAUUUCCACGUUGCUGUUCAGAAACAGUUGGAGAAGUUGGCUUAUGAACGGGAUGAAGCUGUGGCUCGGAUGAAUCUGAGCUUGGGCUCUGAUGAAGCUUUUCUGCACAGGAGGAUUGCUGAAGUAAAAGAGCUGGAGUGUCAAGCUUCUGUUGAAGACAUUAUGUACAUGCUAAUAUCUUACAAGUUUUCUGGAAUCAGAGUGCACUUGAUUCCCAGGCUUUCGAAAUGCAUGUAUAAUGGCAGGCUUGAGAUAUGGCCUUGCAAGGACUGGGAACUCGAGUCUAUCCAUAGCUGCGAAGUACUGGAAAUGGUUAGGGAACAUCUUACUACUGUUCUAGGAUGGAAAGAGAAGUCAAAUGUGGCAGACAAUUGGACCCCUACUGAAGUACAAAAGUUCAAGCUCUGUCAAGUAUAUGCUGCUUCUGUUUUAUACGGAUAUUUUUUGAAGUCGGCUUCCUUGAGGCACCAUUUGGAGAAGAAACUUGAUCAUAUCAACCCUUACCUUGAUAUUGCUAGUUAUAACCAACUCUUACUUUCAGAAAUUCGGUCCUUAGGAUCAGAGAUUGUUCCCUUUGGUUGCAUCGGUGGGACACGAUCUACAUCAGUGGGUCAAAUACCACUUCUCCGUGAAAAAAAGCAAGACAAACUGAAGUAUUAUGUGAUGAGUUUUGACCCAGAAACAUUGCAGAUGUGGGCAAAACCAAAGUCCAAGGAGGCCCUGAAUCUGAUUGAGAAGCAUAGCUAUGCACUCUUCGGUGAUAAAAAGACAGGUUUGGUGGCGAGUGAUGAAGUAAUUUUGACAUCAUUGGCAAGUUUGAAGAGAAUUGUCUUGGAGGCUAUUGCUUUUGGUUCUUUCCUUUGGGAUGCAGAAGAAUACGUUAGGAUUGUGUAUAAGCUCAAAGAGAACUAACUUAGCAGUGGCAUGAUAUGUUUUCUAUUGAUGUUGUCAUAUAUAUGUACAUAUACUGUAUAGAAGCUUUCUGGUAUCUGAUACCAAAGGAUUUGUUCUCUGGUAGGCGAUGUUAGAGGAUAUGCUUUGUAAAUUUGAGUUGUAUAGAACGUCAUCCAUAUUAUGUGAAUAAAUCAUGUAUGGUGUAAAGCAGUUUCAUGAUUUCGUCAA